Messenger RNA from Aspergillus wentii DTO 134E9, 1077 nucleotides. RefSeq names its product putative histone acetyltransferase (MysT1). Gene Ontology annotation, molecular function: histone acetyltransferase activity. Lineage: Eukaryota; Fungi; Ascomycota; Eurotiomycetes; Eurotiales; Aspergillaceae. The coding region runs from base 1 to 1077 and encodes 358 amino acids. Gene Ontology annotation, biological process: regulation of DNA-templated transcription. The transcript has a single exon. The record is from RefSeq and is a predicted model, not a curated record.
AUGGCUCCCAAUAACACUUCGUCGACCGACGCGAAAUCCCCGACCAACCGCAACGUGGAACACGUCGUGCUCGGCGAUCUUCUGUUCAAGACGUGGUAUCAAUCAAUUUAUCCCGAAGAACUCGUCAGCAAGGAUACAGACCGGCUCUAUGUGUGUCGCUGGUGUUUCCGGUAUUCGUGCGACGUGGACCUCUAUGCGAAACACACGCGUUCCUGCGAAAACCAAGCGACGCCUCUCGGUACAAAAGUCUACGAUCAUGGCGGAUACUCUGUAUGGGAGGUAGAUGGGGGGGAUCAUAAACUAUUUGCACAAAACCUGUCACUUUUUGCGAAACUUUUCGUCGACCACAAAUCCGUCUUUUUCGACGUCGCGACCUUCCUCUUUUAUAUACUCACGUUUACCGACCCCGAGGACCCUGUCAACUACUAUAUCCUGGGAUACUUUUCGAAAGAGAAGUUGUCAUGGGAUGCGAACAAUCUUGCCUGUAUUCUCAUCUUCCCGCCGUAUCAACACAAGCAGCUGGGAAAGCUGUUGAUGGGCGUAAGCUAUAAGCUAAGCGAUUGGGAACGAGAGGGAGGGUUAAUUGGCGGUCCCGAAAAGCCGCUCAGUGAAAUGGGCCACAAGAGUUAUGUUCGCUUUUGGGAAGAGCGAAUGUCAAGGCACUUGUUGCGGCCAUCGCCGGACAGCAACUCAGACGAGCCUGGGCAGCAGAAGCAAAGAACCCCCAAAGGCUCUCGGAAAAGAGCUCCGUUCACAUGCAUGACGGUACAGGACAUCGGAUUGGCAACGGGAAUGCUCACGGAGGAUGUAAUCACCGCCCUCAAGGGUAUGGAGGUUAUUGAAUCCGAUUCGGGGAACAAAAAACGCAAAUCUUCCGGGGAAACAAGCAAUGGCGACGGCCCAACUGUGACAAUAUGGAAGUCUAAUGUAUUAGAAUGGGCCAAAGACCAUCGCGUUACUCUACAGGAUCCUGUAAGAGAAGAAGGAUUUCUGGGCAAAAUAGCAUCGAAUAAUAUAGACGAAGGCGACGAAGACGAUGAAGGGCAAGAUACUGAGAGUCCUGAGGAGGAUGAAUAA